Schistosoma intercalatum is the source of this 1993-nucleotide messenger RNA. The record is from the annotation of a GenBank genome assembly. NCBI's taxonomy places the organism in Eukaryota, Metazoa, Platyhelminthes, Trematoda, Strigeidida, Schistosomatidae.
CAGCACUAAGGUUCGACCUUCAAUUUGCUACCAACCUUCAUCGGUGGACGAUACCCUUGAAGCGUUGCAUAAGGUUACUCGAUAUCGGUUUUAUGGGUUUGGUGUUACCCGGAAAUGUACUGUAGAAGUAUGCGCCCUGUGAGUCGUUCUGUACACAGAAGUGGCAACGUAGUUGGUAUGGGGUUAUUAAGAUCUAAAGGGAUGGUUAUACUGGCUGGUAACUCUCACCCUGAGUUAGUUAAGGCUGUUUGUCACCAUCUUGACGUUCGUCCUGGGAACUGUUCAGUAUUUUUCCGUUCAAGUCGCGAGACGGAUGUUGAGAUUAAAGAAACUGUCAGGGGCCGAGAUGUCUAUAUUAUACAAUCAGGAACUAAGGAUGUCAACAAUGACAUUAUGGAGCUAUUGAUUAUUGCUCAUGCAUGCAGAUCAGCUUGCGCUCGUAAAGUCAUUGCAGUAGUACCGUACUUACCUUACUCAACACAGAGCAAAAGAAGAAAGCGUGGCCCUAUCACCAGUAAACUUGUAGCUAAAAUGCUCUGCGCUUCAGGAAUCAACCACUUGAUCACUUUGGACCUUCAUUCAAAAGAGAUUCAGGGGUUUUUCGAUGUUCCGAUUGACAAUUUACGUGCUUCUCCGUUUUUGACAAAGUACAUUGAAACAUACAUAACUGAUUAUCGAAACGCAGUUAUUGUUGCUCGAAAUCCCGGAGUAGUACCUCGAGCUAGCAGUUAUGCUGAACGUUUGAGGUUACCAUUAGUUGUUAUUCAUGGCGAAGAAAGAGAUGAAAGUGACAAUACUGACGGUCGCAAUUCCCCACCUUUGGAUCAAAGUAUUGUGGAAAAAAGAUGUACACAAAUUGGCCUUGAACUUUUACCUAUGAUGAUACCUAAAGCUAAACCACCUUUAACCUUGGUUGGAGAUGUGAAUUCAAGAAUCGCUAUUAUAAUUGACGACAUUAUAGAUGAUGUAUCAAAGUUUGUUACUGCUGCUGAGCUACUGCAUGAACGAGGUGCAUAUAAAAUCGAUCAUUCUGCCAGAAUCAACGUAGGAUCGAACACAAAUGUACCUAAGGCCAAGUUACCAUUCUACGUCAGCACGACGAGAUGAAAUAAACAAGAUUAAUACCAAUGGUGUAGAAAUAAUUGUAUUCUCAGCGGUAGUGAGGAAGACUUACCACUGAAAAUAUAGUUCGAAAAGACAGUGAAAAGAUGCUUAUGAGGAAGCACUUGGAUUCUAGAUCUAAUGGAAGAGUGGAUGUAUCGGUUGUACUGUUAUCGACUCCAAACAACGUCACUCAAGAUUUCAAACUAUUUGUCUCUGUUAUCGCAAAAACCUUCAACUAGAUAUUUGUUAUUGCAACUCAUGGUCUGCUCAGUUUAGAUGCACCACGUCUAUUGGAAGAAAGUCGUAUAGAUGAAGUAGUUGUAACUAACACAGUACCACAUGAAGUACAAAAAAUGCAGUGUCACAAAAUUCGUACCGUUGAUAUAAGUCCAUUAUUGGCAGAAGCUAUCAGACGUAUUUAUAAUGAUGAAUCUAUGUCUUAUCUUUUUAUGAAUGUACCUAAAGACGAUUAAAUCUCUUCUUUUCUUUUCACAUUUGUUGGGAAAAAGACAACCUUAAAUUAUUUAUCAUUUAAAUACUAAUUAAAGUUGUAAAAUAAUAGAAUUAAUACUCUAAUUCAUUUACUUAUAGUCGUAUUUACAAUCAAUUCUUUCCUGCCAUUAAUUAAAUAAUAAAUAAGUUUUCGUUUUCCUAACCUGAAAAUUGUACAUAUUUAGCACACGUUAUGGUAAGUACUGGUGAUCUAGCUCAACACUAAAAUCGUACUGGUUGUGUUCUUUCACAAAAGCUUUUUCUCUCAAUCCUAACGUGAUAGUUCGCUUAUGCUGUCCUAUGAAUAAAGUUGGCAUUCUAAACAUCGUGUUUUUUCUUGGUUAUAUUUUAUGUGCAACAACGACUUCUGACUCGCUAAUAAAUUGUUAUCAAGAAG